Molecule: messenger RNA, 711 nt
Organism: Fulvia fulva
Lineage: Eukaryota; Fungi; Ascomycota; Dothideomycetes; Mycosphaerellales; Mycosphaerellaceae
Exons: 5
Coding region: 1-711 (236 amino acids)
Source: RefSeq, a predicted model, not a curated record
AUGCCGUCCGCACGACAGAUACAGAAGCUGUCAGAUGACAUUCCAGGUCUCGACAUAUACUUGCGGGACUUCGCAAACACUGUGCCCGCAGAUGACGUCGAAGCUCUCCUGCAAGAGAAGGUCGUGAUCGGCGUUUUGACUCAGCUCAAGAACGAGGAAUGGCAAAACAAUCUCCGCUACGCAAAUCUCGCUGCCAUCCUAAUCAAGAAGAUGGGCGAAGAUCCAGACGUCGAUGAAGGCACAAUGGAGGAGCAGCAGCUGAAGAGGUGGGCGGUCAAGACUCGACGUAUUCUGUCGAAAGUUCGAGUCCCGGGAAGCACAAGCGGAGACGAUCUCUACUCCAUCACGACCCUCUACAAUCAUCCCGUCAAAGGAUACUGGGCGAAGAAGCUAGGCGGUCGACAGCUCUCCAAGUGGGACGCCCAGGUUGUGGCUCCCGCAGCUCCUCGUGCGCGUCGUGGAGCGCCUGGCGGUGGAAGGAAGCAGUCAGCGAAGCGCAAGAACCUUUUCAGAGCUAUGGGCGGCACACCACCAGGAUAUGGACAGCCAGGAGAGCGGCCGGCUCAGGAACUGAGAGCUGCACCAAACCUCGCUCCCGCCGCAUCGACUGCAGAUACUACCAUGCCACCCGCCAUUACGGGUGCCAAUGUGGCGGGAGCCGGGCAGUCAGCCGCUCCUCGAGCUGUGGGAGAUCCGGAUGGAAAGUCAUGA